Molecule: messenger RNA, 765 nt
Organism: Diorhabda carinulata
Lineage: Eukaryota; Metazoa; Arthropoda; Insecta; Coleoptera; Chrysomelidae
Product: odorant receptor 4-like
Exons: 4
Coding region: 1-765 (254 amino acids)
Biological process (GO): detection of chemical stimulus involved in sensory perception of smell; sensory perception of smell
Cellular component (GO): plasma membrane
Molecular function (GO): olfactory receptor activity; odorant binding
Source: RefSeq, a predicted model, not a curated record
AUGGGAAGCGUAGAAACCUACUUUCUCUUCAAAUAUCGCACUGAAAUCUCAACUUUGAUCACCCAACUGAGUCAAGAACGAUUCCAACCAAAAAAUUCAAAGCAAAUUGAAAUAGCUGAAGAAGCAAUUAAACCGUAUACCAUUAUAAGAAUAUUAUUACAAACCAUCAUUUUUUUUUCGGGUAUUUUUUUAUAUAUUUCACCACUUGCUACAUUGAAAACUGAAAAAAGUUUCCCCUAUAACUGUUGGUAUCCAUUUAACGUGAGCAAAUCUCCCCUUUAUGAAUUAGCAUAUAUACAACAAGUUUUGGGUGGAUUAUAUAUAACAAUAACAAAAUUGUCCACUAUUUUAUUUUUGGGCGGCAUACAACUAUAUCUUGGAGUUCAGUGUGACUUUUUAUGCCACAAAAUAGAAUCUCUUGGUGGGCCGUAUUUCGGGAGAAAUUUGAAGAAAUGCAUUUUGUAUCACGAAUCUAUCUUAAAUGGAUUCCAAUUAGCGAUAAUGCUAUUUUUGUUCUACUAUUCUUGGUUCGCAACCGAGGUGACCAAAAAGAGUGAAAAUAUAGCCUUUGCAGCUUAUAGUUGCGAUUGGAUGGGAAAAUCGAAGGAGUUUCAAAAAGAUAUAAUGUACCUUAUUCAGAUUUCUCAAAAACCAAUCAAAUUUCAUAUUCAUGGACUCAUUGGAGUAUCAUCGGAAACAUUUUUGAAGGUCCUGAAAAGUUCGUUUUCGUACUACACAGUUUUAAAAAAUGUAAUGCAAGAUUAA